ACGCCCCCUGAGCCGCAAUCUCUACUGCUCCACUGCUCCACUGCUCCAUAGGGAAAAACAAAACUUACAAUAAAUAGACACUCAGAAACCAGCGCAAACAUGGAAGAAGAACUUCGACAAGUGCAACGAAGAAUGGAAAAAAUAGUACAGGACCAAUCCAAAAUAAUGGGAGAAAUAAACGCGGUCAAAGACAUUGUAAGCAAACUAAUUGCAAAGGAGAUGGAAAAAGGGAAAGAAAAAGUGAAAAAGCGCAACCGGGAAAGUGAAAGUGAAAACAUGGACACGGAAAAGUGCAACCGGGAAAGUGAAAGUGAAAACAUGAACACGAACACGUCCAAAGACAACGCACAACUACGACAACAAAACCAACCCCAGCCCCAAAAUCAAAGCCAACUUCAGCCUCGGCCUGUAGAACCAAACCCUGGAUGGGACCUCGGAAAGAGAGAGACACAGAAAACACGGGGGGAAAACGAAACCAUGGACCGUGACCUCAUAUACCCGGCUGAUCUAGGGUUCGCCGCCGAUGAAGCGCCGGGGCAAAGGACGCCAAUUAAAAAACCCCAAGGGGAGAAAAGGAAGAAGCUAUCACACUCACCCACAAUACCUGCAAUACCGCCAUCACCAGCGGCACCGCUAUCAUCGCCACCUUUACCAGACGUGAUACGCAGCACUUCACCGUACACAGGGGGCACAGGAGGCCCAGAACAACAACAAGCGCUGCAACAGAAGAACGAUGACAACAAACCAACAUCAUCAUCAUCGUCGUCAUCGUCCUCGUCCUCGUCCUCCUCCUCCUCAUCUGCCUCUUCUGCCUCGUCUGCCUCGACCCCCUCGCCGUCGCACUCGCCACGCUCACUGCAUUCACCGGCGGCGCCACCACCGCCGCCAACGUCACCGACAACAUCGACAACAUCAUCAACGCCUACUAAAGCUCCUGCAUCACAGCCGCGACCAUCGCCUUUGCUCUCACCUACUCCCUCCUCAACAUCAUCACCAUCGCCAAUACCGGCGCCAUUGCCAUCACCAACACCAUCGCCAACACCCGCUUCACCACAACAAAGGGUAUCACAAAGCACAAAGACAAGAAACCAGCACAAAAUUAAGCAAUGUACGCUAUGCGGAUAUGUCUCGCGAAAUGGGCAUAUGCUGCGCCAUCAAACCAAAGUACAUAAGGGAAUGAUGGAAGCGAAGGGAAGGGAGGAGUUCAGGAGACAUGGAGCUUUUGAAACAGACACACCUGCAAAGAAGUACUGUCCGCAAAAAUAUCUGCCCCCGAUGUGGUUGGUGAGGGCGGUCACUGGAGUAAACAGGAGAUGGCUGGAGGCACUUUUCACCGGAAUAAUACCGGAGAGAGAGGGUGAGGAGUGGGAGAAGGAGGAGGAGGAGUAGCAGGGGAACUGGGAGGGUGAGCGGCAGCGGCGAGCAACAACAACAACUAUCCACCCAUCCAAUGUGCACCGACGCGCCACUGCGUCGCUGCUCCAUCCUAAAAGCAAGGAAGUUGGGAUGGGAUUUUGAAAAUUUUGAAAAUAGUGGGAUAACAUGCGGAGAAUAUAGGAAUACAGUGCUGUAGAUAAAUAAAAUA
Messenger RNA from Leguminivora glycinivorella, 1585 nucleotides. RefSeq names its product cell surface glycoprotein 1-like. The coding region runs from base 100 to 1389 and encodes 429 amino acids. The record is from RefSeq and is a predicted model, not a curated record. NCBI's taxonomy places the organism in Eukaryota, Metazoa, Arthropoda, Insecta, Lepidoptera, Tortricidae. The transcript has a single exon.